Molecule: messenger RNA, 1593 nt
Organism: Lipotes vexillifer (Yangtze River dolphin)
Lineage: Eukaryota; Metazoa; Chordata; Mammalia; Artiodactyla; Lipotidae
Gene: NAXD
Product: NAD(P)HX dehydratase
Exons: 14
Coding region: 1-1593 (530 amino acids)
Biological process (GO): metabolite repair
Molecular function (GO): ATP-dependent NAD(P)H-hydrate dehydratase activity
Source: RefSeq, a predicted model, not a curated record
AUGGCCACCCGGGCGGGGGCCGGGGCUGCGGUUGCCGGCGCCGCCGUUGUCGCGGUACUCUCGGCCGCGCUCAUGCUCUACGGGCCGCCGCUGGACGCAGUUUUAAAUCAAGCAUUUCCACUGCAUACAGCACGCUCUGUAAUGGACAUGGAGGCUGCUUUGCAGCUGGUGAGGAAUGUGGUGCCUCCUCUGGCCGCCUGGAAGCACAAAGGGCAAGCUGGGAGGAUAGGCGUGGUGGGAGGCUGCCCAGAGUACACUGGAGCCCCCUAUUUUGCAGCAAUCUCAGCUCUCAAAGUGGGCGCGGACUUGUCCCACGUGUUCACCACCCAGGAUGCCGCGCCUGUGAUCAAGUCGUACAGCCCGGAGCUGAUCGUUCACCCGGUUCUUGACAGCCCCAGUGCCGUCCAAGAUGUAGAAAAGUGGUUGCCCCGACUGCACGCCCUGGUCGUAGGGCCUGGCUUAGGCAGAGACGACGUUCUUCUCGAAAACGUCAAGGGCAUUUUAGAAGCGUCCAAGACCAGGGGCAUCCCCAUCGUCAUCGACGCGGACGGGCUGUGGCUGGUCGCUCAGCAGCCGGCCCUCAUCCAAGGCUACCAGAAGGCGGUUCUCACCCCCAACCACGUGGAGUUCAGCAGACUUGCUGAGGCUGUGCUGGGAGACCCCCUGGAUGGCAGGGACCGCUACAGAUCUGUGCAGAGACUCAGCCAGGCCCUGGGCAACGUCACCGUGGUCCAGAAAGGGGAGCAGGACGUGAUCUCUAAUGGCGGGCAGGCGCUCACGUGCAGCCAGGAGGGCAGCGGCCGCAGGUGUGGCGGGCAGGGGGACCUCCUGUCGGGCUCCCUGGGCGUCCUGGCGCACUGGGCCCUCCUGGCCGGCCCCGAGAAGACCAAUGGGUCCAGCCCGCUCCUCGUGGCUGCCUUUGGUGCCUGCGCUCUCACCAGGCAGUGUGCCCGCCAAGCCUUCCAGAAGCACGGCCGCGCCACCACCGCCAUGGACAUGAUCAGGGAGCUCGGGCCCGCGUUCAGCAGACUCUUCGAAACCUCAGCUGGUGCAGACGGAGGGGUGGCCCCGACGGGGGAGCUGCGUUUGCCCCAGCGCGGCACGUGGGAGUGGGAGGGACACCUGGGGCUCCGGGGUCAGGCGGGAGAUGGCACCCAGGUGGGGGGCGCCAACACCGCCUUCAUGCCUGCUCACGGGGCAGGACGGCGGGUCGCUCUGCUGCGAGAGUGGGUGUGGCUUCGGGAACGUUCUGAGGAAGUUCUCUGGAAGCAGGUCAGGAAGGUCAGUGACGAAGUUAAGGCGGCUGCCGGGCCAGCCAGGCCGUCCACGCAGCGCCUGACAGGUGCUGACCUGCUGCCCGGGGCCGCGCCUGCAGGAUCAACUCGAGCACAGCCCUGGCCCCGUGGUGUCUGCUCAGAGGCAGCAGAGGACGGGGUGUCCCAUGAGGUCACGCCCCGGGCUCAGGAGCCAGAGACCACGGUGUGGGCUGAUGUGACUUUACUGAACUACUGCGUCUAUGGCCGUCGAAACCCAUUCUCCAGCACAUCUACCAACACCUGUGGGGCAGUGACAGUUUGGUUUAAGGUUAACUGA